This is a messenger RNA of Solanum verrucosum, 948 nucleotides long. RefSeq names its product protein YELLOW LEAF 1, choloroplastic-like. The record is from RefSeq and is a predicted model, not a curated record. Gene Ontology annotation, cellular component: chloroplast. The transcript has 4 exons. Gene Ontology annotation, biological process: thylakoid membrane organization; chloroplast organization. The coding region runs from base 113 to 595 and encodes 160 amino acids. NCBI's taxonomy places the organism in Eukaryota, Viridiplantae, Streptophyta, Magnoliopsida, Solanales, Solanaceae.
UUUCCAUGACAAAGAAAUAUAAUACAUUUGCAUAUUGAAUCUACUCUUCCUUUCGGAUUUCAGGAUUCUAUACGAGUGCAAUUUCAGGGAGACUCAGAAUUCUUGCAAAAAGAUGUCGUUAACUGCCAGUACCACCAUGAGUGUAACUACUUUGCCAAUAGUGAGAGCAGGGGAUCAAUGCCGGAAGCAAUUCAAGCCAAUAGUAUCAGUUCCAGCUUGCCUCCAACGGGUUGGAAUGCAGUUACAACUCAAUAACAAUAGAAGAAGCUUGAGAUGCCCUGUUCAAGAAAGGCGUGCUUCAAUAAUAUGUGCUGCUGCUCUGAAUGCAAGAUGUGCUGAAGGCCAGACACAGACAGUUACACGAGAAUCAUCAACCAUUACAGUUGCACCAGUUCAAGGAAAGGAGAAAUCCCCUGACCUGGAUGAUGGUGGGACUGGAUUUCCCCCUCGUGAUGAUGAUGGAGGCGGAGGUGGAGGUGGGGGUGGUGGAGGCCAUUGGAAAGGUGGGCUCUUCUUUUUCGGGUUUCUUGCUUUCCUAGGCUUGUUGAAGGACCAGGAAGAGGAAGGACCCUACCGGGACCAACGGAGAAGAUGAAGAAAACAAACCAGAAUUACUGAUACUUAGAAAUCAAAACAAAAUUGGAAGUCCAGGAUUUGUAACUGAUCUACCAUCGUUAAUCUCCAGUCAUGGCUUCGAGCAACCUCUAGUAGGACGAUAAUCUUCAAUUGGUUAUGUAUUUGAGUGUUGCAUUACUUAUAGCUCAUUAUAUAUCACAAGAAAAUAGUGUUGUGAACUUAGAAAUAGUCAUUCUUUUUUCAUAUAUCCCAGUUAGACAGGGUUGAAAUCUCACCUCUUCCCAUCUCUUUUAUGUAGAAAUAACGUUCAUCGACCAUUUUUCGAUCCCAUCUUUGAAACUAUUAAAUGUCACGGAAUUCCAAUUUCUACAA